AUGUAUGCCUUUGACAGAUUAGGGAUACCGACAUUAGCCGUUGCACACGUAAAACAUUGCGAGAAGGAAAUCGAGAACGCUUUACAUGCAUUAAAAGACAUGAAGAAAGCUGAGUUGCAGAAAGCUACAGAAAAUAAGGAGUCAGCGAGGACAACCUUUAAGAAAGCAGUGGAUUCUUUCAAGGUCACGAAGCAGGCAUGUUAUAACAUGUGCUGCAGCACUUUCCCCGAAUGUGUUGUUAGAUCCAAUCAUGAUAAAGAGAUUGAUGAGGCAAUGGCCAUAUUUUUUGGCAACGUUCUACACUAUUGGAGACAGUACAAAGAGGGGAUCAAUAAACUGUCCACUUACUGUGAAAAGGCUUACCACAAAAUAAAAGAUAAGAAAGAAACCUUUUUGACCGAGUACGAUACUGGCACGCUUAGGGUUCAGGAUGAAAAAAAGUGGCAGGAACGUACAGACAUAAUGCAAAAAGUUGAUGAAAUAAAGGAAGAAAGGCAGAAGGUUGCAGAAAUAAUGGAGUGGUAUUACAGAGAAAGGGAGACACUGCUGCAAGACACGCAACAAACCAUGGCGAGGUUUAGGGAAUUCAUUGGAUGGAAAACGACACGAAGAUAUGAGUGA
Molecule: messenger RNA, 621 nt
Organism: Fomitiporia mediterranea MF3/22
Lineage: Eukaryota; Fungi; Basidiomycota; Agaricomycetes; Hymenochaetales; Hymenochaetaceae
Exons: 3
Coding region: 1-621 (206 amino acids)
Source: RefSeq, a predicted model, not a curated record